AGUGGCAUCCAUUUCAUUUUCGAAAGCCACCUCGCUCCAGAUUGUUUUCGAACUCGAAUGCUUGUUCAUUGAAGUUACGAUUUCGGUAUUCCAACCGAUUUUCCUGUAUAGGUUGAAUGACUCUAAAUUAAUAUAAUAAUAAUAAGUCUUUAUCUACGAAAUAGGUACUGGAAUACGAUUAUUUGGUUGUUAUAAGUGUAGUGAGCAGUGUGUUCAGGAAUUGAAAUGUGGCCGGCAUGGAUACCUAAAAAUAUACUGGUCUAUGUUGCAGUUCUAACAGCACACUUCGGAGUUUUUCUGAACGGGACUUACAUCGCAUGGACGUCGCCGGUGUUGGUCAAACUAACAUCCCUCAACGAUAAUCCCUUGGGAAGGGUCAUUUCUAACUCAGAGCAAGGAUGGCUGGUAUCCAUUGGAGUCUUGGGAAACUGGAUGGGAUCCUGUACGAGCGGAGUCUUCGCCAAAAAUUAUGGAAGGAAGACAGCGUUGAUCGUUUACACUAUACCUAGUUUAAUAUCGUACGCAACAUUUUGCAUCGCUGACACUUUCUGGCUAAUGCUGGUGGUGAGGUUAGUUGGAGGCAUCACUAGCGGUGCAAUGUUUACAGUCGAUCCGAUGUAUUUUGGGGAAGUUGCAGAACCGAAAAACAGGGGUUUAUUAGGCGGAGCUAUGAACGCCUUUUUAAAUAUAGGAAUUUUAUUCGUGUUGUGCGUCGGGCCAAGUUUUUCAUUUUUUUGGUUACACGUUAUUUUAACCGCCUGUCCCGUACUGUAUAUAAUCAUGAUGUUUCUUAUAGUCCCGGAAUCACCUUAUUAUUUGAUAGAAAGUAACGAGAAAAAAGCAGAGAACGUCCUGAAAAAAUUGAGAGGAGAAGAAGAUGUGAAAGCUGAAUUGUCACAAAUAAGAGAAUACGUCCACUGUAAAACCGAAGACACUGGUACCAUUUCCGAGAUUAUCCACAACAAGACAACAAGGAAAGCACUCAUAAUAGGAUGCGGGCUACUUAUCUUCCAACAAUGUUCUGGUGUGGGAGUCAUAAUGAGUUUUGGACAACUAAUUUUCGAAGAGGUUGGUGACUUUUUACCGAGUGACUUAAGCGCCAUCAUCUUGGGAAUAGCCCAAGUGAUAUUCAGUCUGAUGGCCCCUCCACUAACAGAUAGCUUGGGAAGAAAGAUUGUGUUGAUUUUUUCACAUUUGGGCAUGUCGCUGUCUCUCCUCCUUUUCGGUGUAUAUUUUCUGAUGAAGGAAUACGGAGCCGUUGUUCAUUCAAUAUCAUGGUUGCCGUUGACGGCUUUGGUAUUCUUCAAAUUUGCUUAUUCCGCAGGAUCUGGACAGAUACCUUUUAUAAUUAUUGGGGAAAUUUUUCCACAGAGGAUAAAGGGACCAGCGUCCUCCAUCACCAGUGUGGCUACAUCUGCAACUGCCUUAAUACUUGCCAAUUCUUAUACAAUGUUGAAAGCAUCAAUAGGAAUGGGUUACACAUUCUGGAUUUUUGCAUCCAUGGGGAUUUUCGCGACGUUAUUCAUUAUCUUCUUCGUUUUAGAAACUAAGGGAAAGAGUUUGCAACAAAUUCAAGAAGCACUUCAAAAGUCGAAGAAGACUGAUCUACGUUCCUGUAACCUCUAAGAGGUUAAUGAUUAAAAUCAAUUGCAGAGUAGCAUAUUAUAAAGAUAUUUAUACUAGAUGAGAUCUAUUUAUAGUUUUCUGUAAUGCAUCUAAUUAUUUUCA
Molecule: messenger RNA, 1728 nt
Organism: Coccinella septempunctata (seven-spotted ladybird)
Lineage: Eukaryota; Metazoa; Arthropoda; Insecta; Coleoptera; Coccinellidae
Product: facilitated trehalose transporter Tret1-like
Exons: 2
Coding region: 226-1626 (466 amino acids)
Biological process (GO): transmembrane transport
Cellular component (GO): membrane
Molecular function (GO): transmembrane transporter activity
Source: RefSeq, a predicted model, not a curated record